GAUGGCUCAUCAACAACUGUUUACGUUUGCACAACAAAACAGACGGGUUUUGCAAACAGAAUUGAUUUGUCAAUAUUUUUUUGUGUAGUUUAUUUAUUCGCCACAUAAUUUUGCGGCUUAAUAAACAAAAGUGUACCGGAAAAACAUGAAGUAAGCUAACAAUUUGUUAUUGCUGCAUAUUGUGCACGCGAAAGCUGCAUCUGAGAGAGCAAUAGCAGUGGCAGUUGCAGUUACCAGCAAAAUCUAGCCAACCAGCCAAACAAUUGACCAACUAGAAAUUAGCCACAACAACCGCUCCACCAACACCAUCAUCACUAGCACCACUACAAACACGCUGCCAACGAAAUCUCGUUUAUAUGAAUAUAUUAUUGUAAUCAAAACAAAAACAAGCCGCUAACAACGCUCACAGCUCAUUCACGUUUUGACCAAGCAACUGUUGGUAGUUGAACGACGCAACAACUGGCAACAGCAGUCUGUUUCAAACCGCUAAGACAUCAUUUCAUUACAAAGCAAACGCGCUGACAAAGUGGUCAUUAAUAACGAACAACAACAAUAAGAUUAGCAUAAACAUUACUAACGUCAGCAAGAAUAAGGAAAUUGUAAUUAACAAUGGGUUUGAGAUUCCAACAAUUGAAGAAGCUAUGGCUGCUAUACCUGUUUCUACUGUUCUUUGCAUUCUUUAUGUUCGCACUAAGUAUCAAUCUAUAUGUGUCCAGUAUACAAGGAAUUGGACAGGACGAGGUCCAUCCGAAACCGCAGCCGCGACGUCGUUCGCUCUGGCAUCCGAAAAACAUAGUGGCACAUUACAUUGGAAAAGGCGAUAUUUUCGGAAAUAUGACCGCAGAUGACUACAAUGUAAAUCUCUUCAAUCCAAUUGAUGGCGAAGGUGCUGAUGGACGACCGGUAGUAGUGCCAGCGCGCGAGAGCUUCCGCAUGCAGCGAUUUUUCAGGCUAAACAGCUUUAACAUACUGGCCAGUGACCGUAUACCCUUGAAUCGUACGUUAAAAGAUUACAGAAUAAAAGAGUGUCGCGACAAGAAAUAUAUCAACAAUGAACUGCCCACUACAUCGGUGAUUAUAGUCUUCCAUAAUGAGGCUUGGUCGGUGCUAUUGCGCACAAUAACCAGUGUUAUCAAUCGCUCGCCGCGUAAACUACUCAAAGAAAUCAUAUUGGUGGACGAUGCAAGCGAACGCUCUUACUUGAAGAAGCAAUUGGAGGCCUAUAUCAAAGUACUUACGGUGCCUACGCGCUUGUUGCGCAUACAGAAACGCGGCGGCUUAGUGCCAGCACGCCUACUCGGCGCUGAGCAUGCCAAAGGUGAUGUUUUGACAUUUUUAGAUGCGCAUUGCGAGUGUACACGUGGCUGGUUGGAACCAUUGUUGCAGCGCGUUAAAGAGUCGCGUAGUAGUGUGGUGGCGCCUGUUAUAGAUAUAAUAUCCGAUGAUAAUUUUAGUUAUACGAAAACCUUUGAAAACCAUUGGGGCGCAUUCAACUGGCAGCUGAGUUUUCGCUGGUUUGGCAAUAAACGCAGCGUAACGCCGGCUAAUGGUGAUCCGACGCAAGCGAUUGCCUCGCCAGCAAUGGCAGGUGGACUGUUUGCGGUGGAUAAGCGGUACUUCUAUGAGAUUGGCGCUUACGAUAGAGAGAUGCGGAUUUGGGGCGGCGAAAAUGUUGAGAUGUCCUUUCGCAUCUGGCAAUGUGGUGGACGCAUUGAAAUUUGUCCCUGUUCACAUGUAGGCCACGUAUUCCGUAGCACUACGCCGUACACCUUCCCCGGCGGCAUGAGCGAAGUGUUGGGCAAUAAUUUAGCACGCGCAGCCAUGACUUGGAUGGAUGAUUGGCAGUAUUUUGUACUACUCUACACAUCCGGUCUAUCGCUGGAAACACGUGAACGCAUUGAUGUCAGCGAACGCCUAACACUACGCGAAAAACUCAAGUGUAAGCCAUUCUCUUGGUAUUUGGAGCACAUUUGGCCGGAGCAUUUCUUUCCGGCACCAGAUCGCUUCUUUGGUAAAAUUAUUUGGCUUGAUGGUGAGACCGAGUGUGCACAGGCCUACACCAAGCAUAUGAAGAAUAUACCCGGGCGUCGCUUGUCACGUGAAUGGCCACGCAUAUUCGAUGAGAUCGAUAAUAAUGCCGAACAAUUUAUGUCGCUUAUCGAUUUGGAUCGUGAUAAGUGCUUGCGGCCGUUGGAAAAGGAAAUGCCGCGUUCAUCUGUGCAAUCGGUCACUGUGGGAGAUUGUAAUGUGCAUAGUAAAUCCAUGGAUAUGUAUGUCAUUACGCCAAAGGGGCAAAUAAUGAGUAAUGAUAAUGUCUGCCUGACAUAUAGUGAACCGAAAUUGGGUGUCAUACAGCAGUUGAAGAGUCGUAAUUUAACAUCGAAUGUACAGCUGACGCAAUGCUUGGACGAUCCAAGGCAAUUUUGGAAUUACGACAUGGAUACUCAGCACAUUUCGCAUCGCGUUUCCAAGCUUUGCCUAACACUGAAGGCAGCCAAAAUGCCACGCACAAAUAAGGUGGAGAAAAUCGUUGUUGCCAUUAAUUGUGAUUACAAAGACAUCACACAAAAGUGGGGUCUUAUACCACUGCCAUGGAAAGUUUAAAACAAGCACAUAAACACACACACACAUACAUACUUGUGCGCGCUCAUUUGCUAAAAAAAAAGCAAAAGCGGAGUGCGCACAAGCAAUUAAAAAAAUGCCAAUUAAAUUAAACAAUUAUAGGAUAAAAUUAAGAAUUAAUCAGAUAAACGAGAUUUUUAGUAGAAGAGACGCAUAAAAGUGCUAUGAACGUUGAUUAGGAACAAAAAAGAAAUUGUAGUUAGUCACACUUGCGAAGUGUACUUGUGAUAUAAAUAUAUUAUUUUUAUUUGAAAAAAAAAAAUUUAGAGAAGAAAUAACUUCUUUUUUCUUACACAUAUACAAACGCCCAAACUUAAUUGAGAACACAAAUAUAUUUAUAAUAAUUAAACCACCAACGAACGAGCGCAGUUGAAAGAAAAACACAAAACGAAGUUAAAUAAAAAAAAAUCAACAAGAACAAUAACCACCAAUGAACAUCAUCAAUACUUUACCCACUCAAUGUUUAUAUAUUUACAUAUAAAUAUAUCUAAAUACCUGUUUUUCUAAUGUAGUUAUUUACUAAAUUAUAAAC
Messenger RNA from Ceratitis capitata (Mediterranean fruit fly), 3154 nucleotides. RefSeq names its product polypeptide N-acetylgalactosaminyltransferase 3 (gene Pgant3). Gene Ontology annotation, cellular component: Golgi apparatus. The transcript has 7 exons. The record is from RefSeq and is a predicted model, not a curated record. Bases 610 to 2604 code for a protein of 664 amino acids. NCBI's taxonomy places the organism in Eukaryota, Metazoa, Arthropoda, Insecta, Diptera, Tephritidae.